This is a messenger RNA of Thyridium curvatum, 768 nucleotides long. RefSeq lists its product as uncharacterized. Gene Ontology annotation, cellular component: cytosol. The transcript has 3 exons. The coding region runs from base 1 to 768 and encodes 255 amino acids. The record is from RefSeq and is a predicted model, not a curated record. Lineage: Eukaryota; Fungi; Ascomycota; Sordariomycetes; Thyridiales; Thyridiaceae. Gene Ontology annotation, molecular function: RNA binding.
AUGGCGGGAGGUCAACCAGGUUCCAACUCGCGUGGCCGAGGCGGCAAGUUUAGAAAGUUCACCCGAGGAGGAGGCAAGCAUUUCUCGCGUGACCUUCGGCCGGUCGACGCCGAUGGAAAUGAGAUAAGCAUGUGGAGCGCGGAUGCAAAGAAGGACUCUGGUAGUUCAGACGAAGAAGAAGACUCGGAAGAGGACGAGUCUGAGGAGGAGGAGGAGGACUCCGACGAUGCCGGUCCUUCCCAGACCAGCGCCGCUGCCCUGAGCCGUGAGGAGCGCAAGAAGGAGAAGAAGGCGCGCAAGGACGCAGCCGUCGCCCGCGCCCGCGGCCAGGCCGUCCAGGUCGGCGAUCUGCCCCCCAGCGACUCGGGCGAGGACAGCGACGACGAUAUGCCUGCCAAUCCGAACCACUCUCGGGCCGCGCGCAACCAGACCAAGGUCAACAAGGCCGUCGAUGAGACGGCCGAGGGCGUCAAGGCUAUGAAUGUGAGCACGCCAAACCGUCGCGAGCGAGAGUCGAUGGAGGCGCAGCUUGCCAAGGAGAGAUAUCAGAAGCUGCACGAGCAGGGCAAGACCGACGAGGCCAAGGCCGAUCUGGCCCGCCUCAAGAUCAUCCGCGAGAAACGAGCGGCCGAGGCUGCCAGGAAACAGGCCGAAAAGGAGGAACGCGACGCUCGGGAGCAGGAGAGGAGAGCCGAGUUGGAGGCCAAGGAGGCGAAGAAGCGCGAAGCGGCCAUGGGGCCCAAGGCGAAAGGCAAGAAGGCCAAAUAG